UAAAGCAAAAGAGAAUGAAAGAAGUAGACAAUCUUGAAAGUAUAAAUGAAGAAUGGGUUUAUGAAACAGGUUCUGACAACCAACCUCUUAGUGACAACCAGCAAACAGAUUGUGAAUAUUUUGUUGACAGCCUUUUUGAGGAAGCACAGAAGACUGGUGCCAAAUGCUUGUCACCCACUGAAGAAAAGAAACAGGUAGAUGUUAGUAUCACAUUAUGGAAAAAUGGGUUUACAGUCAAUGAUGAUUUCAGAAGUUAUUCUGAUGGUGCGAGUCAACAGUUUCUGAACUCCAUCAAAAAGGGGGAAUUACCUUUAGAAUUACAGGGAAUUUUUGAUAAAGAAGAGUUGGAUGUUAAAGUUGAAGAUAAAAAAAAUGAAAUAUGUGUGUCAACGAAGCCUGUAUUCCAGCCGUUCUCAGGCCAGGGUCACAGACUAGGAAGUGCCACACCAAAAAUUAUUUCUAAAGCAAAGAGUAUUGAAGUAAAGAAUAAAAAUAAUAUAUCUGCUGUCCCGCUUAACAACUUGGAACCUAUCACUAAUAUACAGAUCUGGUUAGCCAAUGGGAAAAGGGUCAUCCAGAAAUUUAACAUUUCUCAUAGGGUAAGCCACAUCAAAGACUUCAUCGAAAAAUACCAAGGAUCUCAGAGAAGUCCUCCCUUUUCUCUGGCCACAGCUCUUCCUUUCCUCAAAUUGCUAGAUGAAACGCUCACACUGGAAGAAGCAGAUUUACAGAACGCUGUCAUCAUUCAGAGACUCCAAAAAGCUGCUGACCCUUGUAGAGGACUUUCAUAGCAUUGAUUUUUGAUAGACUAAGUGGAAAACUUGCAGAGAAAUGAUGGUUAUAAAUGGUCAUGCAAACAGAGAUGGGGGAAAGGAAAAGUCAGAUUCACUGGACUUUGAUUCAAGUACUAUUUAACUCUCUUCUGAUGAGAAUUCUUAAAUAAGUACAAGUUAGCACAGUAAAAUAUGACUG
Messenger RNA from Choloepus didactylus (southern two-toed sloth), 972 nucleotides. RefSeq names its product UBX domain-containing protein 2A-like. Gene Ontology annotation, biological process: nuclear membrane reassembly; autophagosome assembly; membrane fusion. Gene Ontology annotation, molecular function: ubiquitin binding. The coding region runs from base 15 to 791 and encodes 258 amino acids. The record is from RefSeq and is a predicted model, not a curated record. Gene Ontology annotation, cellular component: cytosol; nucleus. Lineage: Eukaryota; Metazoa; Chordata; Mammalia; Pilosa; Megalonychidae. The transcript is spliced from 2 exons.